Messenger RNA from Punica granatum (pomegranate), 1236 nucleotides. The record is from RefSeq and is a predicted model, not a curated record. NCBI's taxonomy places the organism in Eukaryota, Viridiplantae, Streptophyta, Magnoliopsida, Myrtales, Lythraceae.
UCCAAAACUAAAAGUGGAAAGUGGAAAUAAUAUUUAGCCCAGUUAGAUUGCCAAAAGCUCUCAUCUUUGAUCUCGUCCCAUUACUCUCUGGCAAAGCAAUAAUAUGUUGCUACGCAGUUCAUCAAUUCCGAUUUUCGAUUCGUGGUUCCCCCCUCAUGCUACAGAUUCAUCUCCCGAACCCGAAAUACGGCACCAAUCAAUGGCGAGGACUCGAUCCCUCAAACUGACAACUUCUCCUUCUUCCGCCAAGUUGAGCAGAGCCCUCUCAGAUCCUGCUCUCCGGGACUUGUCGGUGACCCCGAGGAGACGACCUUUCCCUCAGGCGAUACACUUGGAGGAAGAUAGAGGUGUGGGAACAAGGACGACAGCAUCAUCCCAGGAGUGUGAAGUGGGCGUUUUGGGUGGGGGGCUUGGCCGUGGAGGGGGAAUUUGCGGAGGUGGAAGCGGUGGAGGUGGAGGAGGGUCAGAUGAGGGGGGAUCUGGUGAUGACGAUUCUAGUCACGGGAGUGAUCAUACAGAAGCGUAUUAUCGGAGGAUGAUCGAUGCAAAUCCUAGAAAUCCUCUCAUCCUUAGCAAUUAUGGGAGGUUCUUGAAAGAGGUUCGAGGAGACUAUGCCAAAGCUAAGGAGUAUUGUGGGAGAUCAAUCCUAGCAGACCCUAAUGACGGGAAUGUUCUGUCAAUGUUCGCUGAUUUAGUAUGGGGGAGUGAGAGAGAUGCCGAACGAGCUGAGGCUUACUUUGACCAAGCUUUGAAGGUUGCCCCUGAUGAUUGCUAUGUCAAGGCAUCUUAUGCCCGAUUUCUGUGGGAUGCUGAAGAAGAUGGCGAUGAGGAGGUGGCUGAAGACUACACGGCCAAGACACCGACGCUAAGCUUCUACCAAACUCCUCCACCACCACCUCCUCCUCCUUUAGCUGCAGCUUCUUAGGCUCAUAUAUAUAUAUAUAUAUAUAGGCCCUUCUCUCUACGGCUAGCUUGUAACAUGAUAAUUACUUUAGGCAAAAUUGUAACAUAAAAGAAUAGGUUAGGUACCGCACCCCAUUGGGGUCUCCCUGCAAGUAUAUAUCCUCUUUUUUUGUUUUUUUGUUUUUCUAGAGAUUUUUGAGCAACUUCCCAGUUCCCUGAUCUUGAGAUGAGCCUAUAAUUAAGUACUCCCUGAUUUGAUCUCCACGAUUCAUUCCUGUAGGAGGAAGACUGAAUUCAAAGAAAAUAAAAGAACCAAAAGAAUAUUUUUGGGGA